Molecule: messenger RNA, 1470 nt
Organism: Malaya genurostris
Lineage: Eukaryota; Metazoa; Arthropoda; Insecta; Diptera; Culicidae
Product: serum response factor homolog B-like
Exons: 2
Source: RefSeq, a predicted model, not a curated record
CCAAGAAAAUUCAGAGUUUCUACAACUAUAUCAAAAUCAGCUGCACCAGUCAUCAGUGAACGUUGGAUAUAAUAACAUUGUCCUCGGUAGUUACAAUAAGAGUCAGUAUAAAGAAAUUAAAAGUGACUCGGUGACCACUACAUUAGCAGAUGCACCUGGCUUCAGAUCAGCCGAGAUUGAAUUAACAAACAAUACGUACAAUAAUUUGGACAAAGCUUCAUCAGUUCCAGACGAAAAUAAUCUCAACUUUAAUCUUGUGAAAAACAGUGCAAAAUCUUUAUCUAGCAACAAUUGCAGUAGUGUUUAUAAGAGUGUUAGAUCACCGGAAACAACCAGUGGUGAAAAUAGCGAUUGUCACAUAAAAUAUUACAAAAAUGACAAUAGCAAAUACAUAUACUCUGCAACAAAUAGUAAUGUUCCGGAAUAUCAACAUAUGCUUAAUGAACUGAACGAUAACUCAAACAAUAGUAUACGUAAUUCUCCAUUGUUCACUGGUUGUAAAGGAAUUCAACCUGCGUACUCUUUGAUUAAUUCAAAUAAGCCUUCAUUAAACAAAAAUACGUUACUGAGUUCUUGUCAGGGAUCAUUCCAUUCUCUCCAAGGUGGACUAUGUUUGGAAAAUAGUGUCUAUUUGCAACAACAUGGUAGUAGUCUAUCAUCAACAAACUGUACAGCGGUUGUCGGUUCACUACAACAACCAAGUAAUUUAGCACAUUUCCACCAACAGCAACUACCGCAACAUCGACAAGGCAACUUGAUAACGCCAGCUGAAACAUUAAAUGGUAGCGGUACUCUAAUUCUUACCAGAUCAAGGAAAAAUAGUAACAGUGACUCAUGUAAUACUAAAAACAACUUCAACAAACUGAGUUAUGACAAAAAAUGUUCGACCUCUGGUGCUAAUGUUAAUAUACAUAGUAGUAAUCGAAACAAAAGCAAUAACAAUAGUAACACAAUAAAUAAUGGUAGCAGUAGUAGCAGCAAUCAUCAAAGUGAAUCUAAUCAAUUGAAAAGUAUAAUUGAACUGAGUUCACAAAUUAAUGAAUUAAACAGUAAAAAUAUAGAGUUUAAUAGACAACUAAGUGCACCUACUGAAAAUAACAAUCAAAAUAACUCGAAUUGCUACAGUAACAGCGUGUACAAUUUGUACUCAAAUCACAUUCUGAGCCAACACUAUUCCGCAUCGUCAAACACAAAUAGUUUAAAUCGGACAAAAAAAAAGAGAAGCUUCAAACUUAAUGGAAGGUAUGAUUUUUAUAUAUAUUAACAAUAACACGGUGCGACAAUGAGAAUACGCCUGAAAAAUAUUAAAGUGCAUGCUGUAGCUAUAGUCGAAAAAGGCAUAAAUAUAGUUUUAUUAUACUUGCCUGCGCUCUAAAUUUAAUUAAAAACUUGGAGUAGGUAAUCGCAGAGACAUAACCGCGAGAUUGACGUAAGACUGCAUUAGAGAUGUGUAUAAAUAACAAUUGAUUU